AAACCCCCAGCUAGUUCCCCAGAAUGCCCGCCAAGCUGCUCUUUCUCCAGAGGCGAUGACACUAUGAUGUGAUCCAAGUCGAGCCAGAAAUGAUUCGGGAAGGUAGAGAAGCAAGAGGGUACAAGCAGCCAAGUUGAGAAAGAAGUAGGGCCGAACGAUCUUGGGGAUAUAAAAUCGUACGCAUAUACCAGAACAAAGUCCUCGGAAUCCACAUGUAGCCUCCUCUCCUCUCACUUCUCUCUUCCUAGCACUCAAUUCAAGUCAAUUGAAGAUGGGCGUCCUUUCAGCCAAGUUAAUUACGUUGCUAUCUGUGUUUGCGGCCGCCGGCGUAGCAAAUGGGAGGAUUAUAUCUCGAGCAGAUGGCCUCGACAGCUUUGUGCAAAAGCAACGUGCUCUUUCUCUCCAGAAUGUUCUCAACAACAUCGGUCCUGAUGGCUCUCGCGCUCCAGGCGCCGGAGCAGGUGUCAUUAUAGCCAGUCCUUCUACCGUGAACCCAGACUACUUUUAUACGUGGACUCGAGAUGCAGCUCUGACCAUGAAGAUGAUUAUUGACGAAUUCUUGCUUGGCGAGGAACAGCUCAAAUCCUAUAUCGAGGAUUACAUCCACUCUCAAGCCAUUCUCCAAACUGUCACCAACCCGUCAGGAACGUUCCUCCCAAACGGAGCUGGCAUCGGUGAGCCAAAGUACAACGUUGAUCUUACACGGUUCAAUGGAGCUUGGGGACGGCCGCAGAGAGAUGGUCCAGCACUCCGUGCCGUUGCGUUAAUUGCGUAUAGCAAUUGGCUUAUCUCCAAUGGCCAAGAAGAAAGGGCGAAAACAGUUGUAUGGCCAGUCAUCUCAAAUGACCUGUCAUAUGUCGGUCAAUAUUGGAACUCUACUGGGUUUGAUAUCUGGGAAGAGGUGCUAGGUUCAAGCUUCUUUGCCACCCAAAACCAACUCAGGGCACUCGUUGAGGGCAACACACUCGCGAAAAGCAUCGGCGUUCAAUGCACAGGAUGUGAUCAGGCCCCUCAAGUGGCUUGCUUCUUGAACGAAGCGUUCUGGAAUGGCGAGUACUUCACUGCCAAUAUCAACAGUGAUCUGGGGCGCACCGGCAAGGACGCCCACACGGUGAUUGGCGCUAUUUCCGUGUUUGACAUAAAUGCCAGUUGUGACGAUGCUAGCAUACAGCCUUGCAAUAGCCGGAGCUUGUCGAAUUUCAAAGCUUUUGUCGAUUCCUUCCGUAACUCGACUCUGUAUCCCAUCAAUGAAGGCAUACCCCCAACAGAGGGUAUCGCCCUUGGCCGGUAUACCGAGGAUGUUUAUUUUGAUGGUAACCCAUGGUAUCUUAUCACUGCGAGUGCCGCCGAGUAUCUCUAUGACGCUUUGGCUCAGUGGACUGUCCAGGGCUCACUAACCAUCGAUGAGACUUCCCUCGCUUUCUUCCGGGAUAUCUACCCAGCCGCCCGCACUCAGACUUAUACGCCAAACGACAAAUGCUCCGAGUUCCCCGGUAUCCUGGCAGCCGUAACCAAAUAUGCUGAGAGCUUCGUGGCAGUGUUCGAGAAGUAUACCCCAGAGGAUGGAUCUCUAGCGGAACAAUUCAACAAGACCUCGCCCUUCAACCCGACGUCUGCAACAGACCUAACAUGGUCCUACGCAGCGUUUGUGUCCAUGGCCGAGCGACGCGCAGGACAAUACCCUCCCAGCUGGGUCCCAGUCUCUGGCUCCGCCACCUUGCCGGACCAGUGCGCCUCCGGUUCGACCAAGGGUACCUACACACCCGCGAUCGCGGCCGGCGCGCCCGACGUCAACGUGACGUGUACAUCGAACGUGCGCUUCGAGGUUAACGCCACAACGUACUUUGGCGAAAAUAUCCUCGUUGCUGGAAACACGACAGAUCUCGGUACCUGGGACGUCAGCAAUGCCUGGCCGCUCGACGCCUCGGGCUACACGGACCAACGACCCCUGUGGGCUGCUACGAUUGCGCUCACGGCCGGCGAGACGACCAACUACGUGUAUGUGCGACAGCAGGACUGUGGCCAGGGCCCGAUCUGGGAGUCCAGUACUGCGAACCGCACACUUGUUAUACCGCCUUGUGAUCCUGAUGCAGACCCUGAUGCUGUCCUUGUUGUGACAGACGAUGCGUGGCAGGGGCCAACGGGUAGCAGCGGCGGCUGCUGAAGAGGUGUGGAAACCUGGAUUAGACAAUAAGUUUGUCAGUAAUUUAUUGGG
Xylaria bambusicola is the source of this 2215-nucleotide messenger RNA. RefSeq names its product carbohydrate-binding module family 20 protein. Bases 272 to 2164 code for a protein of 630 amino acids. The record is from RefSeq and is a predicted model, not a curated record. Gene Ontology annotation, cellular component: fungal-type vacuole. Gene Ontology annotation, biological process: polysaccharide catabolic process. Lineage: Eukaryota; Fungi; Ascomycota; Sordariomycetes; Xylariales; Xylariaceae. The transcript has 5 exons. Gene Ontology annotation, molecular function: starch binding; glucan 1,4-alpha-glucosidase activity.